Aspergillus alliaceus is the source of this 488-nucleotide messenger RNA. RefSeq lists its product as uncharacterized. The record is from RefSeq and is a predicted model, not a curated record. Bases 110 to 358 code for a protein of 82 amino acids. The transcript is spliced from 2 exons. Lineage: Eukaryota; Fungi; Ascomycota; Eurotiomycetes; Eurotiales; Aspergillaceae.
UGAGAGGUUUUCAGAACAAGAAAAGGAUGACUUAAAAGUCAUACAAACAUGGAGUUCUAAUAUACGGGGGCGCUGACCAGGACAAGGCCCGGGAGCGAAAUAUGGAGGCAUGGGUAGAGACGAGCAGUUGAAGGGCCUCGUCCCCAGCGACCUUAAAAAGUUUGAAGACACCAAGCAAGUUAAGAUGGCCUCCAAAGAUAAAGAGAUUGUUGUCGCAGAUGAGAUUCGUCGUAUUGUGCAUAGGAUAGUGGCGGUGAAAGAAGUUAUUUCGGCGGCGAUUUCAAACGAACCACAUGCUGCCCUGGCAUGGGCUAGUGCUCUGGUGGGAUUGACCGUUAGUAUAACCGACUGGUUGUGAAUGAGGAUGCAAGGAGUGAAGUGGAAUUUAUUCCAGGCCUUCUAGUUCGCUACCAGUUGAUCGAAGAUGGCCAUGCUCAACCAAAUGCCACCGAAGAUCGGAGCUCAAGGAUGCACAAAGAUGGUAUGUG